UUUGUAUAUUCAAGAACGACAACUGUUAGUGACUGAAAAAUGACACCAACCAGAACUAUUUCUGAUCUUACUUAAACUUUUAUAAUUUCUAAUUAUUGUUAAUUCAAUAUAAUGGCGUCGCUAGAAUUGAGAGAUCUUAUAUGGGUUGGGAUAGUGGCAGUUGGGCAUGCGUUCCAGUUAGAACAAGCGGCGGCGAUAGUGGGGAGUCUUAGACGGAAGAAUGGGAUCCCCCCACCCACAAUGGACGGGCCACCGGAAUUCAUACGAGCACUGCGAGCCCAGCAAAACAACCUUGAAUUCAGCGUGACAUUUGAAAUAGCUCUCUGGACGUCGGGGGUAUUCUGCCAUCAGGCGCCAGCUGCCAUGUUGGGAGUACUCUAUCUAUAUGCCAGACAUAAAUACACCAAAGGCUACAUUGAGGAUGCACCCAAAAGGGUACCCCCAUUCUGGUUGAGUAUGUAUGCGCUACGGGGCUUAGCAGGGCUCAGUAUAGCGGGGCUUAUCCACGCGGGGCUGCGGGAGUACGCUGGGGUCAACCUGGUUACCAUGGCGAGGGAACGAAUCUUUUAAUUGUUAUAACUAAUAAAACGUGAUAAAAGUG
This is a messenger RNA of Dreissena polymorpha, 601 nucleotides long. Its product is annotated as microsomal glutathione S-transferase 2-like. The record is from RefSeq and is a predicted model, not a curated record. NCBI's taxonomy places the organism in Eukaryota, Metazoa, Mollusca, Bivalvia, Myida, Dreissenidae. Gene Ontology annotation, biological process: leukotriene biosynthetic process. Gene Ontology annotation, cellular component: endoplasmic reticulum; nuclear envelope; membrane. The transcript has 5 exons. Gene Ontology annotation, molecular function: glutathione transferase activity; enzyme activator activity; glutathione peroxidase activity. The coding region runs from base 112 to 570 and encodes 152 amino acids.